Messenger RNA from Pectinophora gossypiella (pink bollworm), 711 nucleotides. RefSeq lists its product as uncharacterized. The record is from RefSeq and is a predicted model, not a curated record. Gene Ontology annotation, cellular component: nucleolus. Gene Ontology annotation, biological process: endonucleolytic cleavage in ITS1 to separate SSU-rRNA from 5.8S rRNA and LSU-rRNA from tricistronic rRNA transcript (SSU-rRNA, 5.8S rRNA, LSU-rRNA); endonucleolytic cleavage in 5'-ETS of tricistronic rRNA transcript (SSU-rRNA, 5.8S rRNA, LSU-rRNA); small-subunit processome assembly. Bases 111 to 695 code for a protein of 194 amino acids. Gene Ontology annotation, molecular function: RNA binding. The transcript has 2 exons. Lineage: Eukaryota; Metazoa; Arthropoda; Insecta; Lepidoptera; Gelechiidae.
CGAAAGCGUCUAAAAUAAAAAUACUCAAACGUCACAAUAAAAACAUGCGGGAAGGUGCAGGAUAUUAAAAUUCUGAAAAAUUUUCGUGUGUUUCGAGCUUUGAAUGCAAUAUGCCUGAAAUCAAUAUGGAUCGAGUCCCGGAAAAUGGAUCGGAUUGUGACACUAAUUCUCAAAAUAGUUUAGACGAGAACUCAGAUUCUGGAAAAGUGAAAAAUAAAAAGACCAAAAAACGUGGAAUAGUGUUUUUAUCAACAAUUCCUCCUUACAUGAACGUUGCCAAGAUUCGAGAAAUAUUUAGUCAGUUCGGAGAAGUCGGACGAAUAUAUUUACAGCCAAGUGCAAAACCAGGAGAAAAACGAAAACGUGUACCGAAUCAAUUCACAGAAGGCUGGGUGGAGUUCCAAAAGAAAAAAGUGGCAAAACAAGUUGCAGCUAAUUUGAACAAUACAAAAAUUGGCACCAGAAAGAAGUCUAGGUACUAUGACAUGAUUUGGAAUAUAAAGUAUAUUCCUCGGUUUAAAUGGAUCCACUUAAGUGAAAGGUUGGCUUAUGAGAAGGCUGCAAUUAAACAGAGACUGCGAGCUGAGAUAUCUCAGGCGAAGAAGGAAGCACAUUACCUGCAGAACAAUGUGGAGAAGAGUAAGAAGAUGAAGAAAAGAAAAGCAAUUGAAGCUAAUAGAAAAGCUGAUGAAUAAAUUGUAUUUUAACAUA